Molecule: messenger RNA, 2574 nt
Organism: Hemicordylus capensis (graceful crag lizard)
Lineage: Eukaryota; Metazoa; Chordata; Lepidosauria; Squamata; Cordylidae
Gene: CAMK1G
Product: calcium/calmodulin dependent protein kinase IG
Exons: 14
Coding region: 224-1888 (554 amino acids)
Biological process (GO): peptidyl-serine phosphorylation
Cellular component (GO): intracellular anatomical structure
Molecular function (GO): calcium/calmodulin-dependent protein kinase activity; calmodulin binding; ATP binding
Source: RefSeq, a predicted model, not a curated record
CUGAGAAGUGCAUUCUAGUGUUCAUUCACUCCCCUUUAAGAGCUGCCUAGCUACUAUCUCAUGAAAGGAGCCUCCUGCAUUCCUCCCCUUUAAUCUCAGUUUAUUGUUAGCACUGUGCCUGCCUUUAAUCCCUGCAGACCUGUAGGAGCUGAGUAGGAGAGUGAGAGAACAGAAGUUGCUUCAUUUUGGUCUUGGGGAAUUCUCAGCUUCAGCUCUGGAGAAGAUGGGCCACAAGCAAGAGGAGGAGGGCAGUUCCUGGAAGAAACAAACCAACAACAUCAGAAAAACAUUUAUUUUCAUGGAAGCACUCGGAUCAGGUGCCUUUUCGGAAGUUUUCCUGGUGAAGCACAGAGCCAGUGGCAAGCUUUUUGCUUUAAAAUGCAUUAAAAAGUCACCAGUCACCCGAGACAGCAAUCUAGAGAAUGAAAUAGCUGUGCUGAACAAAAUAAAGCAUGAAAAUAUAGUAACUCUGGAGGACAUUUAUGAGAGCACGACCCACUUUUAUCUGGUCAUGCAGCUAGUGUCUGGAGGAGAAUUAUUUGACCGUAUUUUAGAACGAGGUGUUUACACUGAAAAAGAUGCAAGUAUUGUAAUUCAGCAAGUCCUGGGAGCUGUGCAUUAUCUUCAUGAGAAUGGGAUAGUCCACCGGGACCUGAAGCCUGAAAACCUGCUCUAUCUAACUCCCGAGGACGACUCCAAAAUCAUGAUCACAGACUUUGGAUUGUCCAAAAUGGAACAGAAUGGCAUCAUGUCUACAGCAUGUGGAACUCCAGGUUAUGUUGCUCCGGAGGUACUAGAACAGAAGCCAUACAGCAAAGCUGUGGAUUGCUGGUCCAUAGGCGUCAUUACCUACAUCCUCCUGUGUGGUUACCCUCCUUUCUAUGAAGAAACAGAGUCCAAGCUGUUUGAGAAGAUCAGAGAGGGCUACUUUGAAUUUGAGUCUCCGUUUUGGGAUGAUAUCUCUGAAUCAGAUGGGGUGUGCAAGGGCACGCCUUUUGCUGCGCCUUCUUCUGCAUCUUUUGUGAGUGGCGGCAGUCUGCCGGGCAGUGGCAGCAGGGAAGACAGGAAAGUGCCUGGCAAGCACCUUCAGCAUGUGCCUUCCUCACUUGCCGCUGGAUCACAUGCCGCUGGGGGAGCCCUCUGGGCCAAGCACAGGCCCGUGGCAGAUGGUGGGAGCUCGUGCACUGGUAGCCACCACUACAAAAUGACCAAGGAUUUCAUCUGCCACUUAUUGGAGAAGGAUCCAAAUGAGAGAUUUACCUGUGAGAAAGCCCUCAGGCACCCCUGGAUUGCUGGAAACACAGCACUCCACCGUGACAUAUAUCCAUCUGUCAGUGCACAGAUCCAGAAAAACUUUGCAAAGAGCAAAUGGAAGCAAGCCUUCAAUGCUGCGGCAGUUGUUCACCACAUGAAGAAGCUCCACAUGAACUGCCACCAUCCAGGAGCCAAUGCUGAAAGUAGUCUCCCACUCAUUCAAGUGCAAAAUGCAUCGAGGCCCACCACUCCAUCAGUCACCAGCCAGGAACAGCCAAACCAAGAUGUCAGUACUUUGAUCCCUGUGUCACUAAGCCAGAAUACUUCAGACCUUUCUGACCAAAGCAGCAAGACAACAGGCAGCAAGUGUUUGGAUGGCCUGGUUAGCAAGCCCCUCCCCAUCGAUGCCAGCACAGCCGCGGAAGACCACCAGAACCCUCCAAACAGACCUCCUUUUGGCUGCCCUGCAGCAUGUGGGACACAUGAGAAAGUGAAGACAACCUUUUGCUCUGAGUCGGUACUUCUCAAAAGAGGAGCCAAGCCCCAACAUUUCAAAUCAGAAGUCCUAGUUCCUGUAAAAGCCAGUAACUCAUAUUUUGGCACUGGACAGACUGGAGUUUGUUUGGUCAUGUGACUGGAGAAUCAGUCCUUUGAGUUGCCGUGCGCAUCCACGUUUACAGAAGGGCUAUUUGGUUCUUCUCCGUGCUUCAAUGUCAAACAUCAGUAGUGCAAGAAGAGAAGGGUCUGCCCUGAACUCUGCCAAGGAGACCUGUGUUCUCAGAUGGAAAUAGUCGUUCAUUGAAGUCGUGCACAUCAAUAGGCCUAAGGAAUCCUAUGGUGCAAUGAUCCUGAAAUGUUGGAAGGGCCAUUCAUACGGACAGAGAAGCGAUAUGGAAGAGAGACACCAGGCUUCUGCUAGCAGUUUCAAUGUAUUAAUCUACAUCCUUGCUGUAUUUUAUCUUUGGGUUGUGGGGAGUAUGUGUAUGCUGUGAAUCUGUAGCUGUCCAGUGGAAUAUCAUAAAUAACAAUUGCCCCGUGUUUUUGUACUGAACUUACAGUAUGUCGAAGAGGUUGUGAAAUGGAAAGUAUUUUAUGCUGACUCAAUUAUAGCUUUCAAUUAUGAUGUGGGAGCAAUCUGCCAUGCUCAGUUGCUGCACAGUUGCCAUCCAUUUCAAUGGAGCUUGCACAGAGCUUCUGUACAGCCCCCAGUGAGCAGAGGAGGCUGCACAGCCUCCUCUCAUCUCUCUGAAGUUAAUUUCUGCUUCCAGAUCAGUAACUGUAUAAUGUAUCUUCUGCUUAAUAAAGCUAAUUGGUUUUUAA